Messenger RNA from Colletotrichum spaethianum, 393 nucleotides. RefSeq lists its product as uncharacterized. The transcript has a single exon. The record is from RefSeq and is a predicted model, not a curated record. Bases 1 to 393 code for a protein of 130 amino acids. NCBI's taxonomy places the organism in Eukaryota, Fungi, Ascomycota, Sordariomycetes, Glomerellales, Glomerellaceae. Gene Ontology annotation, molecular function: 6-phosphogluconolactonase activity; protein binding.
AUGAUGCGAGACUUGUUCGCCCCUGCAGGCUUCUUGCCGCUUCUGCUGUCGUCUCCGGCCGCGGCCACGCUGCUCUAUGUGUCGUCAUACAGCGGCGCCAUCACCACGCUCAACCUUACCCUGUCUGGCAAUAACGCCACGCAGUCUACCCUGCGGUCUAUCUCGUCGUCCAACGGCUGCGCUCCCAGCCCGUCUUGGCUGCAACUCGACCAAGUCAACUCUCGGCUUUACUGUACGGACGAGGGCCUGACCACCAACGUCGGCACCAUCUCGUCCUUCACCACUGGCCCCGACGGUGUGCUCCAGCAGCUGGCCAAGACCGAGACCAUCAGCGGCCCCGUCAGUGCCGUUAUCUACGGCGACAAAGGCCGGGGUCUGGCCGUCGCUCAGUAG